AGAGAGAGAGAGGUAGAGAGAGGGGGAGCCUUAACAUGGAAUCAUUUCCUAUUCAAUUUUGCACGGGCAUCAGAUCCUACUGGAGAAGCCGCAGGUACCAAAAACUCAGAAACUCCGCAACUGGUAAUAAAACCAGGAGGGUGACCAGACUCGGCAACGGCACUCGCAGUUCGACCCGCCGGUUCAGGCUCCGCUCUGUUUUCAGAAUCCGAUUCAAAUUUCGGGUCUUCUCACCGCUUCGGAUCAUCGCCCGAAUCCGAGAUGCUUACGUGGACUCCAUGCUGGGCAUUGCGGGUAAAGGGGCACCAGGCCUGUUGGGCUCUGGUGGGCCCGAGUGUAUGUUGGGCCGAAGAAUUCCCAAGGCUCGACUGGUCCGACCUGAACCGGGUGAUUUUGAGAAGAGGUUGGUUCUAGAGAUAUACAAGUCUGUCAUGGCUUCUAGGGAGCUGCGGUUAGAUGCACUUUGAUUUUUUUGCAAGAAAAUAUAUU
Asparagus officinalis (garden asparagus) is the source of this 489-nucleotide messenger RNA. RefSeq lists its product as uncharacterized. The record is from RefSeq and is a predicted model, not a curated record. Bases 36 to 467 code for a protein of 143 amino acids. Lineage: Eukaryota; Viridiplantae; Streptophyta; Magnoliopsida; Asparagales; Asparagaceae. The transcript has a single exon.